Molecule: messenger RNA, 1385 nt
Organism: Psammomys obesus (fat sand rat)
Lineage: Eukaryota; Metazoa; Chordata; Mammalia; Rodentia; Muridae
Gene: Adora3
Product: adenosine A3 receptor
Exons: 2
Coding region: 1-960 (319 amino acids)
Biological process (GO): G protein-coupled adenosine receptor signaling pathway
Cellular component (GO): membrane; synapse; dendrite
Molecular function (GO): G protein-coupled adenosine receptor activity
Source: RefSeq, a predicted model, not a curated record
AUGAAACCUGACAAUAGCACGACCGCGUUGUGGUUGAACAUCACCUAUAUAACCAUGGAGGCUGUCAUCGGGCUCUGUGCCGUAGUAGGCAACAUGCUGGUCAUCUGGGUGGUCAAACUGAACCCCAGUCUGAGGACCACCACCUUCUAUUUCAUCGUCUCCUUAGCCCUGGCCGACAUUGCUGUCGGGGUGCUGGUCAUCCCUUUGGCCAUCGCUGUCAGCCUAGAAGUGAAGAUGCACUUCUACACCUGCCUCUUCAUGUCGUGUGUGCUUCUGAUCUUCACCCACGCCUCCAUCAUGUCCUUGCUGGCCAUCGCCGUAGACCGAUACCUGAGGGUCAAGCUGACGGUCAGAUAUAAGACGGUCACCACUCAAAGAAGAAUAUGGCUAUCCCUGGGCCUUUGUUGGCUGGUAUCCUUCUUGGUGGGACUGACCCCUAUGUUUGGCUGGAAUAAAAAAGUGACCUCAGGGCUCCCUCAGAAUGCUACCACCCUUUUGUGCCAUUUCCGUUCGGUUGUAUGCCUGGAUUACAUGGUCUUCUUCAGUUUCAUCACCUGGAUCCUCAUCCCCCUCGUCAUCAUGUGCGUCAUCUACCUGGACAUCUUCUACAUCAUCCGCAACAAACUCAGUCAAAACCUGUCUGGCUUCAGAGAGACACGUGCGUUUUAUGGGCGGGAGUUCAAGACUGCCAAGUCCCUGUUCCUGGUUCUCUUCUUGUUUGCUUCGUGCUGGUUGCCUUUGUCCAUCAUCAACUUUGUUUCCUACUUUAAAGUUGAGAUACCAGAGGUUGCCAUGUGCCUGGGCAUCCUGUUGUCCCAUGCAAACUCCAUGAUGAACCCUAUUGUCUAUGCCUGCAAAAUAAAGAAGUUCAAGGAAACCUACUCUCUGAUCCUCAGAGCUUGUAGAGUCUGUCAGAUCUCAGAUUCCUUGGACUCAAAUAUUGAACAGACUACUGAGUAGUUGCCAUGACAAAGAGCCAGCUCAUCAGCCUUCAUGGUUAGCAUCAGUGAACACUAUGGGCCUCUUCAGACAUCCUUGCUUCCCUCCACUGCAGCAGGAUCGUCUGGCUGGUUGCCAUACAGCUCCACUCCUCCCUCCCUCUUCUGCCUCAGUUAUUUCCUUGAGCUUCUUGAAUUCAAUUCUGUGGAAGCCUGACAUGACUGCAAUGAAUUACUGAUUAUCAGGGACUGUGUUUUUCCUUCCCAGACGCAAGAGGUGAUGAAAUCUUGAGGGGGGGGGGGUCUCGUCUUGCCAAGGAAAGUCUUUAUCUGGGCUGAAUGUACAGAACCUGCUUUGAAAGAUUUCUAAGAUAUUGGAAACAGGAGUGAGCUGAAUUUAAAGAAGGGCUUAAGCUGCUAAAUUCACCUGUGGGUGUAUUUGAGCAA